This is a messenger RNA of Cherax quadricarinatus, 815 nucleotides long. The record is from RefSeq and is a predicted model, not a curated record. NCBI's taxonomy places the organism in Eukaryota, Metazoa, Arthropoda, Malacostraca, Decapoda, Parastacidae.
CUCAUUAGUCGUGCUGGAGGCUUCCUGAGGGUUGGACGAGCGCUCCACCUCUCUGAAGGCCGGUGGUGUACUACGUCAGCACAACAAACAGUGGAAGGAUAAGUGGGAGAACAGAUCAGAAGAACAGAGGAUAAAUAACAGAAGAGGCGUCAGUAGAGACAUCAUAGAACAGACGUCAGCAGGACAGCAACAGAAGAGACCUCAGCAAAACACAAAAAAAAAAGAGGUCAGCAAGCAAACAUCAGAAGAGGCAUCAAGAGUGCUGGUGUCAGCCGUUGUAGUGUCAGCAAGAUGGGAUUAUUCUCCUCAAAAUCUUCAACCAAGAUGAACAAGUCAGCAGUCUCCGAGGCUCAGGGGGCUGAUACAGUGGUCUCCGGGACUGCAGAAGUCUCCGGGGCUGACACAAUUGUCUCUGGGGCUCAGAGGGUUGACACGGAGGUCCCCGGGGUUAACACUGCAGUCCCCGGGGCUAGCACAGCAGUCUCCGGGCGAGCAACGUAGGCAAUAUGGCCAUGCAGGGAGGCAAGGACAUGGUGAUGGCACCGGCUACCAUGGCUGCCACUAUGGCAGGGGGAGCCAAGGACAUGGUGAUGGCACCGCCUACCAUGAUUGGCACUAUGGCAGCGGGGACGGGAGCUGUAAUAGCCGGGACUACUAACAUUGCUGGACAAGCGAGUUCCAAGGUCUUGCAGGGAGCAGACGCCGUGGUGUCUAGAACAACCCACCUGGCUGGUCAAGUGGGCUCAACAACACUACAGGUGCCCAGUGCGGCAGUGACUGGAGUCAACAACCUCACUGAUGCUGCUACUCUCUAG